AUGGCCGGGCUGGGGGCUUCACCCUACAUGUGCUGGUGGCUGAUUCUCGGCAGCAGUCUCCUCGCCCAAGCCCAGCUGGAUUCUGAUGGCACCGUUACCAUCGAGGAGCAGAUCAUCCUGGUUAUGAAAGCGAAAGUGCAAUGUGAGCUCAACAUCACAGCCCAGCUCCAGGAGGGAGAAGGUAAUUGUUUCCCAGAAUGGGAUGGACUCAUUUGUUGGCCCAGAGGAACAGUGGGGAAAAUAUCAGCUGUCCCAUGCCCUCCUUAUAUUUAUGACUUCAAUCAUAAAGGAACCGCCUUCCGACACUGCACUCCCAACGGAACAUGGGAUUUUAUUCACAGCUCAAAUAAAACAUGGGCUAAUUAUUCAGAUUGCUUUCUGCAACCAGAUGUCAGCAUAGGAAAGCAGGAGUUCUUCAAAAGCCUCCACAUCUUGUACACUGUGGGCUACUCCAUUUCCUUGGGUUCCUUGGCUGUGGCCAUCCUCAUCAUUGGUUACUUCAGACGAUUGCAUUGCACUAGGAACUAUAUCCACCUGCACUUAUUUGUGUCUUUUAUGCUGAGAGCUAUAAGCAUUUUUGUCAAGGACAGAGUGGCCCAGGCUCACUUGGGAGUAGAAGAGCUGCAGUCCCUGAUAAUGCAGGAUGACCUACACAAUUCCAUUGGAGCACCUUCUGUGGACAAAUCACAAUAUAUCGGGUGCAAGAUUGCUGUUGUGAUGUUUAUUUACUUCUUGGCAACAAACUACUAUUGGAUCCUUGUGGAAGGUCUCUACCUGCAUAAUUUGAUCUUUGUGUCUUUCUUUUCGGACACCAAAUACCUGUGGGGCUUCAUCUUGAUUGGCUGGGGGUUUCCAGUGGUAUUUGUUGUGGCCUGGGCUGUGGUGCGAGCAACUCUGGCUGAUGCCAGGUGCUGGGAACUUAGUGCGGGAGACAGGUGGAUUUAUCAAGCUCCAAUCUUAGCAGCUAUUGGGCUGAAUUUUAUUCUGUUUCUGAACACUGUUAGAGUUCUGGCUACUAAAAUUUGGGAGACUAAUGCAGUCGGGCAUGACAUGAGAAAACAAUACAGGAAACUUGCCAAGUCCACGCUGGUCCUCGUACUGGUCUUUGGAGUGCAUUACAUCGUGUUCAUCUGCCAGCCCCACUCCUUCACAGGGCUCUGGUGGGAGAUCCGCAUGCACUGUGAGCUCUUCUUCAACUCCUUCCAGGGUUUCUUUGUGUCCAUCAUCUACUGUUACUGCAAUGGAGAGGUUCAGGGUGAGGUGAAGAAGAUGUGGAGUCGGUGGAAUCUGUCCAUGGACUGGAAAAGGACGCCACCAUGUGGCAGCCACAGAUACGGCUCCGUGCUCACCACUGUGACUCAUAGCACCAGCAGCCAUUCCCAGGUGGCUGCCAGCACUCGCCUGGUGCUCCUCUCUGGCAAAACGGCCAAGACAGCCACCCAACAGCCUGACAGCCAUGUAACUUUACCCGGCUAUGUGUGGAGUAACUCGGACCAGGACUGCCUGCCACACUGCAUCCAAGAGGAGACUAAGGAAGGUAUUGAGAGGCAGGGAGAUGAUAUUCCAGCGGAGUCUUCCAGACUAAUGGAAUUUAGUCUAGUCACAGAAGUACGCCAAGGAGAAACCAAGGAUGUUUUCUGAGUCAAUGAUUGUGGCAG
Messenger RNA from Marmota flaviventris (yellow-bellied marmot), 1658 nucleotides. It is a transcript of the gene Pth2r, whose product is annotated as parathyroid hormone 2 receptor. Gene Ontology annotation, biological process: cell surface receptor signaling pathway; adenylate cyclase-modulating G protein-coupled receptor signaling pathway. The record is from RefSeq and is a predicted model, not a curated record. Lineage: Eukaryota; Metazoa; Chordata; Mammalia; Rodentia; Sciuridae. Gene Ontology annotation, molecular function: parathyroid hormone receptor activity; peptide hormone binding; G protein-coupled peptide receptor activity. Gene Ontology annotation, cellular component: plasma membrane.